GCCAAGGACAAGAUUGUUGGUCGGUAGGCCUACCUACAUGGACGCCACAAGAAAACAUGAGUCGCCACCACGUCGCUUAGCCCACUUGGCCGCCGGGUGUCAUCUUUCUGGCGGAGUAUGACCCUCUCCCAGUCCUGGGACCUGCUGGGAGAAAUUCAAUGCAUCAUAGGAUACUAUAAAAGCAGCGAAUACCGACUGCAUGGAAUGACCACAUUCUUACCCCAUCUCUGAUGCCGAAGGACUUCACUGUUGCGAUUGUAGGCGGGGGACUAUGCGGACUUGCUACUGCUUAUCCGCUGUCAAAAGCUGGUAUAUCGGUCAAAGUGUUCGAAGCAGCGCACAAGUUCGAAGAAGUGGGCGCAGGGGUUGGCUUUGGUCCCAACGCUAUACGAGCUUUAGAAGGUCUUGGUGUUCUUCCUGCUAUUCUUGCUCGUUCUGGUGAAGACAAACCGGUACAACGACUGUUCAAGUUCGUUGAAGGCUAUGCUCCGCACAAGCUCGUUUUCGAUUAUGAAACGACGAAUACAACGAAUUUAGGAUUGGGUAUAUACAGACCUGCAUGCCUAGAUGCGUUGAUCAGCCUUCUAGAUCCCUCCAUCACUCAAUUCAACAAGCGAUGUACCUCCAUAUCUACCUUGAAGUCAGGUCUCACUAGAAUCCAUUUUGCGGACAAUACAACGUACGACGCUGACAUCGUCAUUGGAGCGGAUGGGAUUCGAAGUGCCACUCGGAAGUUUGUCGUGGGAGAGAAUACUCAGUCAUUGGUUUUCACCAACACCGUCGCUUAUCGCGGUUUGGUCCCUCUCGAGGACCUUGUUCAUGCAGGCAUUCAAACGGAUCUCUCAGUUCGACCCACGAAUGUCAUUGGUAUUGGAAAGCACAUCAUCUGUUUCCCCAUCAUGAAGAAUACGGUGAUCAACUUCGUAGCUUUUGUAGCACAACAUGACUUGCCCAAAGGCCCACAACUGCCUAUGCCCUGGGUCCAAGCCGUUACCCACGAAGAACUAAAGUCCAACUUCGCAGACUGGGGUCCAGACGGACAGAUCAUCGUCGAUCACCUCAAAAAUCCAAGUAAAUGGUCGAUCCACGCUUGUAUACCCCCCUUACAGAGUUACGUUCGUGAGAGGGUGGUUUUGGUGGGUGAUGCGGCGCACGCAAUGCUUCCCCAUUUAGGUGCCGGUGUCGGCCAAGGAUUUGAAGAUGUUUAUGUUCUCACUAGGCUUCUUACUCAUCCGCAAACCAACAAGAGCAAUCUUAAUCGGAUUCUCGCUCACUAUAAUGAGAUCCGUCCUCCUCGUGCGAAUGAUGUUCUAGGAAGAAGUACGAAGGCGGCGGAGAUCUAUGAUAACUAUGGUCCUGGAGGAUUUGACGCAAACGAGACAGAGGCACUUCUACGGGGGCAAUGGGAACCUGUGUGGAAUUAUGACGUUCGGGAUGUUAUAGAGGCUUCAUUCCAGAAACUACACGAUAAUGGGGUCUUCGUGGAACAACACACAAAAUUAUGAGGUUUGUCAACAAUCAUCAAUUGCAAUGGGAACGCUUAUUUUGAUUCGAGUCCAAUUCAGUUAUAUCCAUUAAGGUAUCUAUCUAUCAAGACAUAAUAUGAGCUCUAUGAAUGGUUAUUUGGGGG
Molecule: messenger RNA, 1630 nt
Organism: Marasmius oreades (fairy-ring Marasmius)
Lineage: Eukaryota; Fungi; Basidiomycota; Agaricomycetes; Agaricales; Marasmiaceae
Exons: 9
Coding region: 231-1505 (424 amino acids)
Biological process (GO): secondary metabolite biosynthetic process
Molecular function (GO): FAD binding
Source: RefSeq, a predicted model, not a curated record